This is a messenger RNA of Tremella mesenterica DSM 1558, 579 nucleotides long. RefSeq lists its product as uncharacterized. Bases 1 to 579 code for a protein of 192 amino acids. The record is from RefSeq and is a predicted model, not a curated record. The transcript has 3 exons. Lineage: Eukaryota; Fungi; Basidiomycota; Tremellomycetes; Tremellales; Tremellaceae.
AUGACAAUAUCAAAAGACAUUGACGAUAUUUUCGCUUCUUCCAAAAAACCAAAACCUUCUUCAUCCAUCCCUAAUACUUCCCACAUCUCUAAGACACACUCCAAGUCCCAAGAAUCUCAUUCCAAAGCUCCACACGUAUCUUCAGUCUCUAAGAAAUCAUUCAAGUCAAAACAUUCAGAAUCAGAUUCAUCAUCGCAUCCUUCCUCUGAGAACAGCAAGAAAGAUGUCGGAUCAGGGAAUGGGUUUCACGUUAAUCCUCAAAUUGACACCAGUAAUACCAAAACUACAAAGAAGAAAAGAAGACAUGGGAAAGAAGAGGAGAAAGAGAAGGAGACGGAGACAGAGAGUUUGACACCAGUUUCAGAAAAAGUCCAAAUUAUCGAUACUACUCUCCCUACCAAAUCACUAGGAAAGAAAAGGAGGAAAGAAAAUGAAGAAGAUGAGAUUUUUAGGGAUUCAAAAGGUAUUAGAAGAAAAACGGAAGAAGGUUUUUUGAUUUAUAAAGAAUCAGAAUUAGGUAUCGAUCCUACUUCUGGAGGAACACCUUUGUGUCCAUUUGAUUGUGAUUGUUGCUUCUAG